Molecule: messenger RNA, 1674 nt
Organism: Pygocentrus nattereri (red-bellied piranha)
Lineage: Eukaryota; Metazoa; Chordata; Actinopteri; Characiformes; Serrasalmidae
Gene: med27
Product: mediator complex subunit 27
Exons: 8
Coding region: 1-936 (311 amino acids)
Biological process (GO): regulation of transcription by RNA polymerase II
Cellular component (GO): mediator complex
Molecular function (GO): transcription coactivator activity
Source: RefSeq, a predicted model, not a curated record
AUGGCGGAUGUUAUGAAUGUUGGUGUGAAUUUAGAAGCUUUUUCUCAAGCGAUUAACGCUAUUCAGGCUCUUAGGUCCAGUGUGACCAGAGUUUUCGACUCACUGAAAGAUGGGAUGAAGAAUAAGGAAACCCUUGAAGGACGCGAAAAGGCGUUUAUCGCCGAGUUUCAGGACAAUUUGCAGUCAGUGAACCGCGACUUAACUGAGUUGGAGCGACUCAGCAAUCUGGUUGGAAGGCCGUCAGAGAGCCAUCCCUUACAUAAUAGUGGCCUACUGAGCUUAGAUCCAGUGCAAGACAAGACCCCUCUGUACAGCCAGCUUCUCCAGGCUUACAAAUGGUCCAACAAGUUGCAGUAUCAUGCUGGCCUGGCCUCCAGCCUCCUUAACCAGCAGUCUCUCAAGCGCUCGGCCAAUCAGAUAGGAGCAUCGGCGAAGAGGAGGCCGAAAGUCCAGCCCAGCACCCUCGUCCUGCCCAUCCAGUAUGUGGACGACGUGAUAUCCAGAAUUGGUCGCAUGUUUCCAGACAUGUCCAUCGAGCUGUUCCGGCCCAACGGUACAUCAGCCGUGCUUCUGGUGACAUUGGGGAAGGUGCUAAAAGCCAUCGUGGUGAUGAGGAGUCUGUUCAUCGACCGCACCAUCGUCAGGGGAUACCACGAAAAUGUCCACUCCGAGGAUGGAAAGCUGGACAUCUGGUCAAAAUCCAACUAUCAAGUAUUUCAAAAGGUGACAGACCAUGCCACUACGGCCCUGCUGCACUACCAGCUGCCCCAGAUGCCUGAUGUGGUGGUGCGCUCUUUCAUGACAUGGCUCAGGAGCUACAUCAAGCUUUUUCAAACUCCGUGCCAGCGCUGUGGCAAAUUCCUGCAGGAUGGCCUCCCGCCCACCUGGAGGGACUUCCGCACCCUCGAGGCCUUUCACGACACUUGCAGGCAGUGAGGCGCCCCAGCACGCAAGGGAAUACACCCUACAGGAGCGGUCACACUACCUGCUGGACUGCAAUCAAUAGUUGGACACAAGAAAUGGGAUGCAGAAUUAUGACUGUAAUGUGCAUUGUGUCCAUUAAAAUGGCUUAGUUUUAAAAAUUCUUCAUGCAAGUUUGGCCAGUGCACUGCAGUUUGGGUGCAUUUACUGAAGGUUCAGGUAUUUGUCCUACAGUACAGUCUUUUCUUUAUGCUGAACUUACUGAAAGAUCAUUUUUUUCUUGCAUUAAUUCUUGGUAGCUGUCCAAGCCUUUGGUUUACUGGGUGUGCUUCUUCACUGGGAAGGACUUGUGUUCGCUAUCAUGAGUAAACAUUAACUCCAGGCAUACGUUUGUGCUGCGCACACAUCUAUAGUUUCCCAAACUUGCAGAAACUGGUGUCCUACUUAUUUUUCCCCCGUUAGUUUCAUAGCUUUUUACCUAAAAGUACAUUAUGCUGCACUGAAGUACUCCAAACCAAGUCAUGCAGCACUCUUUUGUUGUUGUUGUUUGUGAGCGGUAUUGUAGUUCCAUUUAUAAAGAAAAGUUCUUCAAUAUUUUAUGAUACACCCUUGAAAUGUUAGAGAUCUGUUAUUUUAUAAUAACACAAACUGCUACAACUAGGUUAUAACCUCAGUGUAUUCUGUAAGUGUUGGCUCUUUCUACGACUCAAUAGAACUUCUUUUGAUACAAUAAAAUUCAAAGUAUGAUUUCUA